AGCAAGGAAAGGGGAGGAAAAAACCCGAGCGGCGCCGAGUCUGUGUCGGCUGAGCGGCGCCGCCCGGCAGCGAGGCGCCCGCCCCGCAGCCAUGCCGGGCGGGAGGGAGACGCGGCUGUUGCACCUCGGCGAGAUGGAGAAGCUCGACAAGACCCUCUUCAGGCUGGAGCAAGGUUUUGAACUGCAGUUCCGAUUGGGCCCAACUCUUCAAGGCAAGCCUGUUACUGUGUACACAAAUUAUCCAGCUUCUGGAGAAAUAUUUGAUCGCCACAAGUUCAGGACACUAUCAUGGCACAAUCCCACAGGAAAAGAAGAUGAUUCUGACAAAUACUGCAAGCUGGAUCUCCAAAUUUCGGGGUCAUACCAAUAUUAUUUCAGUCUUGGAAAUGAAAAGAGUGGUGGAGGUUAUAUAGUUGUGGAUCCUAUUUUGCAUGUUGGAGCCGAUAAUCAUGUGUUACCUUUGGAUUGUGUUACGCUCCAGACGUUCCUCGCUAAGUGUCUGGGACCAUUUCAUGAAUGGGAAGAUAGGCUUAAAGUUGCAAAAGAAACAGGUUACAACAUGAUUCAUUUUACACCACUGCAGAAGCUUGGACUGUCUAGGUCAUGUUAUUCACUGGCUGAUCAGUUAGAAGUAAAUCCUGAAUUUUCAAGCCAUAAUAAAAAGUGCACUUGGAGCGAUAUAGGAGCUCUUGUGGAAAAAAUGAAGAAUGAAUGGAAUAUGCUUUGCAUCACAGAUGUAGUCUACAAUCAUACUGCCACUAACAGUGAAUGGCUCAGGAUGCAUCCAGAAUGUGGCUAUAACCUUGUAAAUUCUCCUCACCUGAAGCCAGCGUGGGUCUUGGAUAGAGCUCUGUGGCACUUGAGCUGUAUGGUGACUGAUGGAAAGUGUAUUGCUAAAGGCGUCCCUCCCUUGAUUGAAAAUGAUCAUCACCUGAAUUGUAUCCGUAAAAUAAUUUGGGAAGAUAUAUAUCCAAAAAUAAAACUAUGGGAAUUUUUCCAAGUUGAUGUUAACAAAGCUGUGCAGCAAUUUAAAACCCUUCUAACGCAAGGCAAAAUGAGCACUAAAUCUGAUCCAAGUCAACAUCUUCAAAUAGUUCAGGACCCUGAUUAUCGACGAUUUGGCUGUACUGUAGAUAUGAAUAUAGCACUGGCAACAUUCAUACCACACAGCAAUGGACCAGCUGCAAUAGAAGAAUGUUGCAACUGGUUUCGCAAGAGGAUUGAAGAACUGAAUGCUGAACAAUACAGACAAACUAAUCACCAUCAAGAACAGGCUGUCAAUUGUCUUCUGGGGACUGUGGUUUAUGAACGCAUGGCUGGAGAUGGUCCUAAGCUGGGUCCUAUCAGUAGAAAACAUCCCUUAGUUACCAGGUAUUUUACUUACCCAUUCAAAGAGCUAACUGUGGAAGAAGAAGAAGCUAUGAUACAUCAGCCAGAUAAAGCUUGUUAUUUCAUGGCUCAUAAUGGCUGGGUUAUGGGAGAUGAUCCUCUUAGAAAUUUUGCAGAACCAGGUUCAAAUGUUUACUUGAGAAGAGAGCUUAUUUGUUGGGGAGACAGCGUGAAACUGCGUUACGGUAGUAAACCUGAAGACUGCCCAUACCUCUGGGCACAUAUGAAAAAAUACACUGAAAUCACUGCUAAAUAUUUCCAUGGUGUUCGUCUUGACAACUGUCAUUCAACACCUAUUCAUGUAGCUGAGUACAUGCUGGACACAGCUAGAAAAUUGCGAGCCGAUUUGUUUGUAGUGGCUGAACUGUUCACAGGAAAUGAGGAGCUGGACAAUAUCUUUGUGAAUAGGCUGGGCAUUACCUCCUUAAUAAGAGAGGCAAUGACGGCUUAUAAUAGCCAUGAAGAGGGAAGGUUAGUUUAUCGUUUUGGAGGUGAACCUGUUGGCUCUUUUGUCCAGCCACGUUUGAGACCUUUGAUGCCAGCUAUUGCUCAUGCACUGUUUAUGGAUAUUACACAUGAUAAUGAAUGUCCAAUUAAGCACCGAUCUGCGUACGAUGCUCUUCCUAGCGCAAUGAUCGUUUCCAUGGCAUGCUGUGCUACAGGAAGCACCAAAGGCUACGAUGAACUAGUACCACACCAGAUCUCUGUAGUAUCUGAGGAGAGAUUUUAUUCAAAAUGGAAUCCAGGAGCCCAUCUGAGUUCUGGCGAAGUUAAUUUUGAAACAGGAAUUCUAGCAGGAAGGCUGGCCAUAAACAGAUUGCAUCAGGAGCUGGGUGCUAAAGGCUUUAAUCAGGUGUAUGUAGAUCAAGUCGAUGAAGAUAUAGUGGCAGUGACCAGACAUUGUCCUAACACACACCAGUCUGUUGUGGCUGUGAGUCGAACUGCUUUCAGAGAUCCUAAAAAUUCCUUCUACAGUAAAGAAGUGCCUGAAAUGUGUAUCCCAGGAAAAAUAGAAGAAGUCGUGCUUGAGGCUAGGACUAUUGAGAGAAGUGCUAGUCCUUAUAAAAAAGAUAAACAUUUUAUAAAUGGAUUGCCUAAUUUCACAAUGGAACUCAGAGAGCAUAUCCAGAUUAAAGACAGUAAAAUUAUAAAGCAAGCUGGAACUGCCAUAAAAGGGCCAAAUGAAUUUGUUCAAGAAAUAGAAUUUGAAAAAUUAACACCAGGAAGUGUAAUAGUAUUCAGAGUUAGUCUUGACCCAAAGGCACAAGAGGCUGUUGGUGUACUCCGCAGUCAUUUGGUCCAGUUCAGCCCUCAUUUUAAAUCUGGAAGUCUUCCUGAUGAUCAUUCAGCACCUAUAUUAAAAACGUUAUUUUCUUCUAUUGCGUCUAAACUAACUUUGGCUGACCUAAAUCAAGUACUGUAUAGGUGUGAGGCAGAAGAACAAGAAGAUGGUGGAGGUUGUUACAAUAUACCAAACUGGUCACCACUGAAGUAUGCAGGCCUCCAAGGGUUAAUGUCAGUGAUGGCGGACAUUAGACCAAAGAAUGAUUUGGGUCAUCCGUUUUGUGAUAAUUUAAGAUCUGGAGACUGGAUGAUUGAUUAUGUCAGUAAUCGUCUGAUUUCACGUGCAGGAGCCUGUGCAGAAGUUGGUAAAUGGUUGAAGGCCAUGUUUGUCUACCUAAAGAGAAUUCCACGUUACCUUAUCCCAUGUUACUUUGAUGCCAUAUUAGUGGGCGCAUACACAACACUUCUGGAUGUAGGAUGGCGUCAGAUGUCUAGCUUUGUGCAGAAUGGAUCAACGUUUGUUAAGCACCUUUCCUUGGGUUCAGUCCAGAUGUGUGGGAUAGGAAAAUAUUCUUGUCUGCCAGAUCUGUCUCCUUCCUUACAUGAUGUUCCCUAUAGGCUGAAUGAGAUUACAAAUGAGAAAGAGCAAUGUUGUGCUUCCUUGGCAGCUGGUUUACCUCACUUUUCUUCUGGAAUUUUUCGCUCUUGGGGAAGGGAUACAUUUAUUGCGCUGAGAGGCCUAAUGUUGGUUACUGGUCGCUAUGAAGAAGCAAGAAAUAUCAUUUUAGCAUUUGGUGGGACUUUAAGACAUGGUCUCAUUCCCAAUCUGCUUGGCCAGGGGACACAUGCCAGAUACAACUGUCGUGAUGCCGUAUGGUGGUGGCUUCAAUGCAUCCAAGACUACUGUAAAAUUGUUCCAAAUGGAUUGGACAUUCUCAGGUGUCCUGUUUCUAGGAUGUACCCAAGAGAUGACUCUUCUCCUCAACCUGCAGGCACUGUGGAUCAGCCACUUUAUGAAGUAAUACAGGAAGCAAUGCAAAGACACAUGGAAGGCAUAAAUUUCCGAGAAAGGAAUGCUGGUCCACAGAUAGAUCAAAACAUGAGAGAUGAAGGUUUUAAUAUAACCGCAGGUGUUGACAUUGAAACUGGCUUUGUCUUUGGAGGGAACCGCUUCAAUUGUGGCACUUGGAUGGAUAAAAUGGGAGAGAGCGACAGAGCUCGCAACAGAGGAAUUCCAGCUACCCCAAGAGAUGGCUCUGCUGUGGAAAUUGUUGGCCUAUGCAAGUCAGCCGUUCGCUGGUUGCGGGAUUUAUCUCGGAAAGAUGUGUUUCCAUUCCGUGGAGUCACUGUACAAAAACAUGGAAAGGAGGAGACUAUUACAUACGAUGAGUGGAACAGAAAAAUUCAAGGACACUUUGAAAGGUUCUUCUUUGUCUCUGAAAACCCUAGUGAUCGUAAUGAGAAACAUCCAGAACUUGUUCACAAGCGUGGAAUUUAUAAGGACAGUUAUGGAGCUUCAAGUCCAUGGUGUGAUUACCAACUCAGGCCAAAUUUUACAAUAGCAAUGGUUGUGGCCCCAGAGUUGUUCACACCUGAGAGAGCUUGGAAGGCUCUGCAGAUAGCAGAAGAAAAACUGCUUGGUCCAUUAGGCAUGAAAACACUAGACCCAGAUGAUAUGGUUUACUGUGGAGUGUAUGAUAAUGCUCUUGACAAUGACAACUACAAUGUAGCCAGAGGCUUUAAUUAUCACCAAGGACCUGAAUGGCUGUGGCCAAUUGGAUAUUUUCUUCGUGCUAAAUUAUACUUCUCAAAGUUAAUUGGUCCAGACAUAUAUGCAAAAACUGUAGUUAUGAUUAAGAACGUUCUUUCUCGCCACUACGUUCACCUUGAAAGAUCAUCCUGGAAAGGCCUUCCAGAACUGACCAAUGAAAAUGGACAGUAUUGCCCUUUUAGCUGUGAAACUCAGGCCUGGUCAAUUGGUGUUAUCCUUGAAAUCCUUUAUGACUUGUAAAAGUUUACUUUGAUUGGUUUGAUGAAACUUCUGUGGUCUUAUUAUUGGGCAUAAAUGAAUACUUGGCUUAUACUGCAAGGGAAAUGCACAAUCACUUAGCUGUGUCCUGACUUUCGAAGAUGCUGAAUGCCAGCAGCUCCUGUGCCCUGUAACUGUCUGGGGCUUGGGUUGUGUUUUGAAAAUCAGGCCAUGACAAUAAAAUAAAACUGCAGUGCACACAAUGCAGAAACUUUUAGUAAGGAGCAAUUUUAAGAAUAUGCACAAACUUUAUUUCAAGUAGCUUUUGGUUUUUUAGACUUUACACAUCAAAAUCUUAAUGUAACAAAGUGAGGUGGCUCUUACCUGAGCUAAAAGUAAGCAGCAAAGCUCUUAUGUUUUUUCUUUAAUUUGUCUCUUAAAGAGUAAAUGAUGUUUUGCAAAUGCAUGCCUAAAGGGGAAUAGACUACCUAUGGCUUUGAGUUUGGUAUGCUUUGUCCUGUAGCACCAUACAUUAGUGAAAGCAUAAUGUGUUGUCUCUCUGAACUGUAUAAUGGAGGUGAUUUUUGUAUGUGUUCUGUUGAACACUCCAUGAAGCAACCACAGAAAUAAAGUUUAUGGAUACUGUGAUACACCAAUCUUUGAAGUUAUAUAUAAAAUUUAUAAAGAUUUUAAACUACUUUGAGGGUCAACUCCAGCAAUAAUGAGAUAGUCCUAUGCUAAUCCAUUUCUUAAUUUAAACACUGUGAGCCACGCAGCAAACCUGUUUCUUCAUUUAAAUCUGUUUUUCACCAUGAGGAAUUAAUAAGAAACAUGUGCACGUGCGUACAAUGUACAGUCUGUAUGUUAGGGGAGACCAGAGAUGCAGAAGUCAAUGUGCUUGACUGCUUAAUGUAUUGAAGAGGUAUGGCCACCUCAGCCCUUUAUUCUUAGGGAAAUCCUAGCUCUGUUGAAGCAAGUUGAAACAGCAGGAGGAGAUUCUAGCCUACUACAAGAGAGGAAAGGAUGAUGUUUCUAGGCCUUUUGAAUUUACACCAUUAAGAACAAGCAUGCUACCUCUAUAUGUUGUUCUUUGGGAACAGCAUCCAGUAAACAUUAUGUCAAACACAUAUGUUCUCUCAUAUUUGGAGAUCUGUGUGCCCUUAUUGAGUUCAGUUCAGUGUUCCCAAACCAAAGGGUGGUUGACAGAAGUGCGGUUGGCAAUUCUCAACUCUCUCUAUGUCAUUUUUCUAUCUUAGUGCAGUAACAGGCAGAGUGAGGCUGACAAUGCUUCCCAUGUCACAGGGAGGGGAAAGCGAGACUAUAUUGCAUUUCUUAGACAACAUAUGCUGAAAAAAAUAUACACAGGAUGUAAUUAUAAUGCACUAAUAAUACAUAGGUCAAUUUUUUAUUAUAUACAUAUUUUAAAGUUCUGUAUCCUGUCUUAAGUGUGAGUGUGCCAUCAUGUUCAGGGAGAUGUUACAGACAGAUACAUUUAAGGACAAUUUAAUAGACUGAAGAUUGCUGAAUUGCGAUAAAUAUUUAUUUGAAAGGCUAAUAAAUGCUUAGCUUACUAAGAGUUCAGUACUUAAAAGUUACAAUUAAGGAACAUCUGUAUUGUACCUCAAAUUCUGAGCUGCUGUAGUACAUGAGUUGGGAAAUUUUAUUUUCUCAACAUGAUGCAUGAGAGAUGUCACUUGAUAAAAAAUGUUAAUGAAAUAUGAGCCACAGAUUAUAUUUUCAGUGUGCAAGGGGCAAAUGAAGUAUUUUUCAUGAUGUACUGAACUUUCCAAAAUUAUUGGUAAUGGUAUUGAGAUUUAUGUCCUACUGAAUCACUAGCUUUUUACAGUUUUCUUAGAUAAUUAUUUCUCAUGUAUUAUUACAAGUUACUUUUGCAGCUACUAUUGUUUGGAAAGCAGGAACAAUGUAGCAGAACAAAUUGUUCUUGCUUGAUGGAAGCAUUUUAAAAUUGGGAAUUAGCCUAAGAGCUAAAACUAUGGAAGAUUUCCACAAGGUUUCAAAUUAUGUACAUUGGCAAUAGCACUCUUUCAGUGUUGGGGGAAAAAAAAAAGUCAGACAUUAUUCAUCAAAACCUUUCUACAAUAUUACAGAUGACUUUCCACUGUUUUGCAAACUGCCCUGCUGAUAGACUGCAUAUUUGUCACUGCUAGUUUUUUUAUUUUCUAUUUUAAUAGUAAAUUUCAAAGGUAAAUCACACUGUGUACACAAAAAUGCAUGUGUGGAACUUCUAAACGAUGCCCAUUUAUAAUGUUGCUUCUGCACUGAUUAGUUGAGCAUAGUUUUAGGAACAGAUAAAUGUUUUAAAUAGGAAAAAACUCCCAUAUAUCAUAUUGGUUGACUUUGCUGUUAAGUAGCAACAAAAGAUUUGAGGUUAUAAGUGUUGGGGGGUGGUAGUAGUUUAUUGGUUUGUUGGGGUUUUAGGUGUUUUUUUAUUAUCACAAAGCUACUCAACACUGUCAAGUCAGACAUUUGAAAAAUGAAGAGAGAAGAAAGCAAUGUUGAAUCUAACAGUUAUAUGAGCUGGUAUUCAUCUGGAUAAACUCUAUACCAAAAAGUCAUUAUCCCCUAAAAAUACCUGACUUAUUUUGACUGAUCCUGAACUGUAUUUUCACUCAUUAGUAUCACUUAUAUUAUACACUCAAAAACUUAUAGUAACUCAAAUUGUAGUCAGUAAAACCAGUAAGAACUGUGAAUCCAUAUGUCCCAGUUGGCAUUUCCUAAUCUAUAUGGUAUUGAGACAACUUUUUUUUUCCUUCCAGUUGAAAUAAUUUUGUCUGUUCCCAGUGUUUGUACUGUUAUUAGCUCUUGAUUUAUUCAAAGAUUAACUUGAGAAUUCAAGUGAAAUAAUGUAUCAUUCUCACACUGCAUGUUGUCAUGUAAAGUGGGAAGAUGAGUUUUACAUGUGUCUGUCUAGCACAGCAACAACUGAGUUUAGAAAAUGUCAUUAUUCAUGUAAUUCUGAAAUGCACAAAAUAAAAUUCUUUAAUUCAGUUAAUCUUUUCGAGUGGUUGUUUGGAAAGAAGCCAAAUGAUAGAGAUGAUGCUUAUUCAGUCGUUGGCAGUUUUAUAUGCAUGG
Molecule: messenger RNA, 7735 nt
Organism: Cuculus canorus (common cuckoo)
Lineage: Eukaryota; Metazoa; Chordata; Aves; Cuculiformes; Cuculidae
Gene: AGL
Product: amylo-alpha-1, 6-glucosidase, 4-alpha-glucanotransferase
Exons: 34
Coding region: 92-4684 (1530 amino acids)
Biological process (GO): glycogen catabolic process; glycogen biosynthetic process
Molecular function (GO): 4-alpha-glucanotransferase activity; amylo-alpha-1,6-glucosidase activity
Source: RefSeq, a predicted model, not a curated record